Molecule: messenger RNA, 9882 nt
Organism: Mugil cephalus (flathead mullet)
Lineage: Eukaryota; Metazoa; Chordata; Actinopteri; Mugiliformes; Mugilidae
Product: neural-cadherin-like
Exons: 33
Coding region: 601-9348 (2915 amino acids)
Biological process (GO): homophilic cell-cell adhesion
Cellular component (GO): catenin complex; plasma membrane
Molecular function (GO): cadherin binding; calcium ion binding
Source: RefSeq, a predicted model, not a curated record
CUUGAGCAAGGCACAUCCAACAGCCGCACUGGAGCCAGCACUUGGCGUCCGUGUUUGCUGGUUUACUGGUCGAGACAGACAGCCGUUCGGUGCGUGCGCUCCCUCGACUUUCGCUGGACACGAGUGAUUUUUCCCCCAAUCAACAGUGGUUCUGCGCCGAGAGCGGAUUUGCGUGUCACACAGCUGAGAAAGGGACACGCUGCGUGUGCACGGGCUCAGCUCUCCGCGCUCAGGUCUGAGGCAGAGAUUCCUCCUGACCAUCACGCAGGGUGGGGUUCACCGAGGAGCUCCGUCCCCGUGCGCCGCCACGCCCCCGCGCCUGGCGCUGUCCGGAGCUUUGGUGCUGAACGCUGGAAACGAAUCCAACAAACUGCCUGCAGCGCUGUGGGCUGCCUGCACGCAGCCGAGCUACAUGGAGUCAGGAACCGGAUCUCGCAGGAUGAAAGAGCUUAAAGUUCAGAGCGCUCUCCUGGACCGAGCGCGCUGUGGAUAACUAUGACGGAAAUGCUCCUUAAGUGCUUCUCUUUUCUUUCUGAAUGAUUUGAUCCUCUGACAAUCCCCCCCCCGGAGACGCUUGGAGGUACGUAACUUGCCACCAACAUGAUUUGGGGUGUUUUUUUAUGCUGCCUUCUAACGCCUGCUACUGGAUAUCAAACCCCGGAGCAACUGGCUUUCUUUCACGGGCAUGUUUUUGAGAACUCGCCAGUGGCUUCUAAAGUCAACGGACUGAGCGUUCCGGCGAGGCGCAUCAACGCGCAAAAAUGGUGCCCUGUCUCCGGGAUGCACUUCAAACUGUACGGGAACGGCAGCGAAGAUUUCCGCGCAUUCGCCCACCACAAGCGGGGGAAUAUAUUGCUCAAAACUUCCAGGGUGUUAGACCGAGAGGCUCGCUCGGAAUACCUGCUGAGCAUAGGUCUGUGCUGCCAGACCUGCGCGUCGGAGUCCGUCGCCUUCGAGGUUGCGUCGGUGAAAGUGGACGUUUUGGAUACCAACGACCACGCACCGAGUUUUCGCGGCGCAGACAGCCUUCAGCUAAGUUUAGAUGACACCACUGCUCUCCGUAGUGUAGUUUACCGUCUGGAGGCUGUCGACGCAGACAGCGGGAAGAACGCGGAGUUGACGUACGUGUCAAUCCCCAAAAAUGGCAGUUUCUAUGUUGUCCCGAAAACGGGGGAAGUUCUGCUGGUCGACUCCAUCCUGGGGCUCCCUUCUAAAGUCAGAUUCUAUGUUUACGCCAGGGACCACGGGUGGCCCCCUCUGAACAGUCGACCCGUGCUGGUCACCAUCGCUCCGCAGCGAUGGGCGACGCGUCCCGCUCAAUUAGUGGUGCCGCUGAGGACAGAGCGGUCGCCGAGGGCAUUGCUUGACCCCGGCACCGUGGCUUCCCUCAACGUGUCAGAAGACGCCAGCGUCGGCUCGGUCAUAAUGAGCCUGAGCCCCGCCAGGUUUCAGUCAGCGGGCUACGAGCUGAUUUACCCGGAGCUGGAGAGCUCGCCGGUGACCGUGGGCCGCGACAGUGGAGAUAUCAAAAUCGCCAGGAGGCUGGAUAGGGAGACAGAGCCUUUCGUGGAGCUCACUGUUAAGAUUCAGGAUAAACGAGGCCCAGACUGGUACCUGAACAAGGUGAAGCUGAAGAUCACUGAUGUCAACGACAACGUCCCCGAGUGGAACAUGAAGCCGUACCCGUACCUGGCUGUCGUGUCCCCCGAGGCCCCCGCGGGAACGUUUGUCUACCAGCUCCAGGCUUAUGACGGGGAUGAGGGCGAAAGCGGAGUGGUGGAAUACUUUUUGUCAGAUGGCGGUGAUGGCUGCUUUGCUGUAGACAAGAAGACAGGGCAGGUGCUGACCACAGGGCUGGUGCUUCAGCGGGAGAGAGAAUACUUGUUAAGCGUGGUGGCCCUUGACGGCAUGGGGAGCCACAGUGCCCCCGCCAUGCUCUCCGUGGUGGCGGGAGCCAGAGCGCCGCAGUUCACCAACGCGAGCUACGCCAUCUCCAUCCCAGAGAAUACGCCGGAGGGACAGCCCUUCCUGGUGGUGUUUGCCAUUUCCUUCCAGAAGCAGCCAGUCAGCUACAGCCUGCUGAUCAAUCCCAGCAGCCUUUUCACCAUUCGCCAGGAGACGGGGGAGAUCAGCCUGACCAGGACGCUGGAUUACGAGAGCGACCAGCGCCGCUACCUCCUGAUGGUGCGAGCCAGCGAGGAGCCCGGCAGCCUCAGCACCGUCACCGAGGUUCAGGUGUUGAUAACGGAUGAGAAUGAUUGUGUCCCAGAGUUCCUCCAGUCCAUCUACAGUGUGGAUGGAGUCCCAGAGACUGUAACCACGGCAACGUCCCUGCUGCAGGUGUUGGCCACGGACUGCGACUCGGGGUUAAACGCGGAGCUCACCUAUUACACUCUGAGCUCAGACUUCAGCAUCUCACCCCACGGGACUGUUUUCCCCGCGAGCCGGCUCGACUAUGAGAGGCCAAACCAUCUGUACGAAUUCGUGGUGAUGGCCGUGGACGGCGGGGAGGAGCCUCACUCGGGCACGGCCACCGUCCGCGUGAGGAUGUCCAACGUCAACGACGAAGCCCCUGAAUUCUCGCAGCCUGUAUAUCGAACGUUUGUUUCUGAGGACGCAGGCCCCAACACGCUCGUCGCCACAGUUCUGGCCAAAGAUCCAGAUGGCGACGGUAUAAUCUACUCUAUAACAGCAGGCAACGAGGAAGAAAACUUCGUCAUUGACAGCCAGAAAGGGUUGAUCCGUCUCCGCUCCACUCCCCUGCCCAAGCUUCAAGGCUUGGAGUACGUCCUGAAUGUAACAGCCACAGAUGACAAUGCGUCAGGCGGGCCGCACCCUCUCUCCUCCACGGCCCGGGUCAUCGUUGGCGUCGACGACGUCAACAACAACAAGCCUCUAUUCAAGGAGUGCCAGCAAUAUCGUGAGCAGGCUUCAGUGCUGGAGAACCAGCCGACGGGGACUUUUGUGUUGCAAGUGCAUGCUGUGGAUGCAGAUGAGGGAGCAAAUGGAAAAGUCAAAUAUGGCUUAAUGCACAGAGACAGCGCCAUGCCUGCCUUCAGAAUCCAUCCAGACACAGGAGUGAUCGUGACAGCCAGGCGGUUCGACAGAGAGCGGCAGAGGGAGUACUCGAUUACAGUAACGGCCACUGAUUGGGCGGAGGAGCCGCUCAUCGGCAUCUGUCAGCUCACGGUGCAAAUACUGGACCAGAAUGAUAACAGCCCCAAGUUUGAGAAUCUGCGCUAUGAGUACUUUCUGAGAGAAGACACGUUGGUCGGUACCAGUUUCCUGCGCGUGGCAGCUCACGAUGACGACUUUGGCACUAAUGCGGCCAUCACCUACUCCAUGUCUCUGGAGCAGCCGGAGUACCUGCGGGUCAACCCUGUCACCGGAUGGGUGUACGUUAACCAGCCAAUAUCACAGAGGACCUAUAUCACACGAGACAUCAUAGCAGCCGACGGUGGAAAUCGAAGCACCUCUGUGGAGCUGGCAGUCACCAUCACCAACGUGAAGAACCAGCCUCCAGAGUGGGAAAAAGACAGCUACAGCGUUGUCAUCCCCGAGAACACAGCCAGGGACACACCCAUAGUGACUAUCAAGGCGACGUCUCAGCUGGGUGACCCGAGGGUGACCUACAACCUCGAGGACGGGAUGGUCCCCGAAACCAACAUGCCGGUUCGCUUCUACCUGUCCCCCAACCGGGAAGACGGCUCUGCGUCCAUUCUGGUGUCUGAGCCGCUGGACUACGAGACCACGCCCUUCUUCUCUCUGAGGGUCCGGGCCCAGAACGUGGCCGCGGUGCCUCUUGCAGCUUUCACAAGAGUUUAUGUAAAUAUUACAGAUGUAAAUGACAACGUGCCAUUUUUCACCUCCUCCAUCUACGAGGCGUCAGUAACGGAAGGAGCUCAGAUAGGGACUUCAGUUCUCCAUGUGUCUGCCCACGACAAAGACCUCGGUCUUAACGGAGAGAUCACUUACUCUCUGCUGAAUGACAGCAGCGGCGACCACCAUCUUUUUCGCAUUGACCCAAAACUUGGGAUAAUCUACACAGAAGCUGUGUUCGACCGUGAGGCACGCAGCUCCUACUUGCUGGAAGUCCAGUCAGAAGAUGGCCAAGAGUCAGCACGACCUGGCAAGAACAGACAGCCCAACUCAGACACGGCGUAUGUGAGGGUUUUCAUCAGCGACGUCAACGACAACAAGCCGGUCUUUGCUCAGAGGCUGUAUGAAGUCGGCGUCGACGAGAAUGCAGAUGUGGGCCUGGCUGUUGUCACCGUUAGCGCUAAUGACGAAGAUGAAGGGGCCAAUGCCAAACUGCGCUACCAGAUAACAUCUGGCAACAAAGGCGGCGCCUUUGACAUCGAGCCGGAGGUGGGCACGAUCUUCAUCGCGCAGCCGCUGGACUACGAGCAGCAGAAGAGGUACAAGCUACUGGUGCUCGCCUCCGACGGGAAGUGGGAAGACUACGCCGCGGUGGUUGUCACCGUGGUUAAUAAGAAUGAUGAGGCACCUGUGUUUUCCAUGAAUGAGUACUACGGAUCUGUCACAGAGGAGCUUGAUGGAUCACCUGUGUUUGUGCUACAGGUGACGGCUACCGACCCGGACAAAGACGCAGACCAGGGCGCCAUACGGUAUUCUAUUCAUGGCCAAGGCGCCGAGUCACACUUCAUGAUCAACGACAUCACGGGGGAGAUGUAUGCCCAGCGCACCAUGGACCGAGAGGAGCGCGCUGUCUGGCGCUUUGUCGUCAUGGCGACAGACGAAGAGGGCGAGGGGCUCACCGGCUUCACCGACGUUAUUAUCAACGUGCGGGACAUCAAUGACAACGCGCCCACCUUCUCGUGCGCGCCGGAUAACUGUCACAGUAGCGUGGAAGAGAACUCCCCGCCCGGGACGUACGUCGUGGAGAUGACGGCCGUGGACCUCGACGACGCGGCCGUGGGUCAAAACGCGAUCCUCACGUACAGGAUUACGGAGAACGCGCUCAACACAAACAGCGCGGAACUUUUUGUCAUUGAUUCCAGCACUGGCACCAUAUCCGUGGCAGCCGAGGGCCUGGACCGAGAGUUUGCCGACAGCCACCACCUGGUGGUGGAGGCCCGGGACGGUGGGGGGAUGACGGGGACGGCCACCGUCGCCGUGGUGGUGACGGACAUCAACGACCAUGUGCCGAAGUUUCGGGAGGACUGGUGCGGAGCCCGCGUGCCUGAGAGCACUAACGUGGACGCUCCGAUCCUGGAGCUGAGCGCCGUGGACCCUGACGCCGGCGCAUAUGGACACCUGGCCUUCAGCGUGGUCGCGGGGGACUCGGAGCAGCGCUUCUACAUGGCCAGUCACAGGCUGGAGCAGAUGGGCACGCUGAAGCUGAAGAAAAAGCUGGACUUCGAGCAGCCGGGGGAGCAGAAGUUUAACCUUACCAUCAAGGUGGAGGACUCUGACUUUUCCAGCCUCAUCCACUGUCUGGUUCUCGUGGAGGAUGAGAACGAUAAUGCCCCCGUGUUCACACCCGGCUCCCAUCUGCUCGCCCCUUUGCCUGAGGACACAUCUGUCGGAACCAGCGUCGUCCAGGUCGUGGCCACUGACUCCGACUCGGGUGCGAACGGGGACAUUUUGUACAGCAUUCUCCCCCAGUCGGACCCACAUGGACAUUUCGCAGUGAGCCGUGCCGGCUUGGUUACAGUCGCCAGGCCGCUUGAUAGGGAGACGGUGGCAAGUUAUGAGCUGGUAGUCAUGGCGACGGACCGCGGUGCCCCGGCAUUGACUGGCAGCGUCACGGUCCACUUGCCGUUGCUAGACAUGAAUGAUAACGGGCCAGAGCUGGAGGCGGCCUACACGCCGGUGCUGUGGGAGAACAGCCCAGCCCCCCAAGUGGUCUGGCUCAAUAGGAGCUCAACUUUACUUCAGGUUGUGGACAGAGACUCCCCAGAGCACGGGCCUCCGUUCUUUCUCUCCCUGCCCUCGGCAUACUCCGCUGACUUCCACCUGCAGGACCACGGGAACGGCUCGGCCACGCUCACCGCGCUGCGGAGGUUCGACAGGGAAAGGCAGAGCGAGCUCCGCUUGCCCGUGGUAAUGAUCGACAGCGGCAGUCCCCCGAUGACGGCCACGAACACGCUCACCAUCACCAUCGGUGACCAUAAUGAUAAUGCCCAUCAAGCGGGGGAGAAAGACAUCUAUGUGCACGGCCGCAAGGGAAGGAUGGCGAGUGCAGCACUCGGGAAGGUGUAUGCCCCAGAUCCAGAUGACUGGGACAACAAAACGUACACCCUGGAGACAAGCGCAGCCAAAUACUUCACUCUGAACCAGAGCUCCGGAGUGCUGACCAUCCGACAGAACACCCCGGCGGGGAGCUACUGGCUGAGGGUCGGGGUGUCCGACGGCGUGUGGCCCGACGUGAUCUCGGGGGUCAGGGUUCACGUCCGGGAGCUGGAGGAGAGGGCCAUCCAGUCGUCCGCCUCGCUACGUUUGACCGGCAUUACAGCGAGAGAUUUUAUCGACUCUCACGUCGAGGGGAAGAGUCGGCUGGAGGCUCUCUGGGACUUCCUGUCUGAAGCGUUGUCCGUCAGACCGGGAAGCGUCAACAUUUUCAGCGUAGCAGACAGAGAGGAGAAAACAGUCGACAUCCAUUUCUGUGUGCUAACUGAUAAUGGUUACCUUCGCCCGGAGAAGCUGCACGGUGUCCUCGCCGCCCAUAAACGGAAGCUGCAGUCGCUCCUACGUGCAAAUGUUAGCCAGGUGCGGGUGGAUGAGUGUGCGCGCGCCGGCUGCAAGUCAUCCGGCGGCUGCUCCACGCAGUUAAGCAUCAGCGACUCGCCCACCCUGAUAGACUCAGGUGCUUUAUCCCUGGUCUCAGUGAAGGUGACGCCCUCGGCUGUGUGUGGCUGCGCCGCCAGAGAAGUGACCCGUCAGCCCUGCUCUUCCUACACCGCUAACCCCUGCCAUAAUGGGGGGACCUGCGUCGACACCCAGAGUGGAUACAGGUGCCACUGCCCCCCGCAGCUAGAGGGGCCAAACUGUCAGCAGACAAGGCUUCGUUUCCUUGGCAACGGCUAUGCCUGGUUUCCCCCCAUAAGGCCGUGCUUUGAUAGCCAUCUUUCACUGGAGUUCAUGACGGAGGAAGAUGACGGGCUGCUCCUGUACGCGGGCCCGCUGGCUACGCUUCUACCCGGGGACAGCGAGGACUACAUGGCGAUAGAGCUGAUUGCCGGGACACCCAGCCUAAAAAUUAACCACGGUUCCGGGACCCUGGUCCUCCAGUUAACGAACAACAUCGGGUUGGCUGACAGACGCUGGCAUCGCCUCGACGUGAGGAGCAACAGUAAAGAAGUGCGCUUCACUCUGGAUCGAUGUUCCAGCGCGAUUGUCAUGGAGACAGAAGGCGUGGACUCGUGGGCAAUGACAGAGGACCGCUCCUCCUGUGAAAUCCGAGGGGUCACCCCCAACAGGGAAAAGUAUCUGAACGGAAGCCAUGUUCUGCAGCUCGGAGGAGUCAAUGAGAACAUAUCGUACGAAUACCCGCAGCUGCAGCACAAACACUACACUGGAUGUAUAAGGAACCUGAUCGUGGACAGCAAGCUAUAUGACCUUGGCUCCCCAGCUGAAUACUCCAACACUUUGCCAGGCUGCACUCUUAAUGAUGGCCCCUGCACCACCUCGGAGCAGUUUCCCUCCUGUGGCAAGAGAGGCCGCUGUCAUGGGGAGUGGGGCUCUUUCAGCUGCCUGUGUGAAAGAGGGUUUACGGGGCCGCAGUGUGAUGAAGCGUCUCCGGAGUUCUCCUUCGAUGGCCGGAGCCACGUUCAGUUCCAGUUCCUGUGGUCCCUCCCCGCGCGACAGACCAGGGUCCAGGUCGGGGUUCGGACGCGCGCCGCCGCCGGUGUCAUCCUCAGCCUCCUCUCGCAGGAGCAGAACGAAUACCUGCGUUUAGAGGUUGUUCAGGGGCUGCUGGCGGUUUUCUACAACCUGGGAGAUGGAGACUACAACGUCACGGUGCCCUACCGCCGCCUGGAUGACGGAGAGUGGCACGAGGUGGAGCUGGACCGCUUCGGCAGAGAGUUCACCCUUCGAUUGGACGGAGGUGGAGGACGACAGGAGGUCACGGCGUCGCCUGGCCGGAGUCAGGAGAUCAUUAUCGAUCCCUCCGUGGUGAUGCUCGGAAACUCUUUCCCCUCCGGACACAACCGGAGCUUCCUCGGCUGUUUGCGAGAUGUGAGGUUUAAUGGACGCCCCGUCCCCCUUGAUUGGGAGCGGCCUUCGGAGGGGCUUCAGGUGGUCACGUCGCAGGGCAUCUCCGCGGGCUGCUCUUCAGACGCGUGCAGGAAGCACCACUGCUCCCCUCCCCUGGUCUGCGUGGACCUCUGGAGGCACCACGAGUGCAGGUGCCCUCCGGGCCACAUGACCAAAGAGAGCGCGUCGGGCCGGGUGUGCGUCUACACGCUGUGCGCCAGCCGGCCUUGUCGCCACGGCACCUGCGUGGCCCACUCCCCGUCCCGCUACUCCUGCCGCUGCAGCGAGGGCUACCGGGGGCGGCACUGCGAGGUGACGCUCGCCAUGUUCCACAACGUGGACGGCAACAGCCUCAGCCUCAGCUCCAUGUUCGCCAUCAGCAUCUGUGUCAUGGCCUUUCUAGUGUUGAUGCUGGGCCUGUUCCUCUACUCCUGCUGGAGGAGGCACAAGGGCCUCAAGGAGGGCGUGUACCACGUGUCGGCGCACCACGGCGAGUGGGAGGACAUCCGGGAAAACGUGCUCAACUACGACGAGGAAGGCGGAGGCGAGCAGGACCAGAACGCCUUCAACAUGGUGGAGCUGCAGCGCUCCCUCCAGCCCAGCCCGGCUCAGUCGCUCCGUUACAGCUACCCGCAGAGCAUCAUCUCCUACCCGCAGUCCAAGCUUCCCCAGGACAACAACAAGAAAGGCGCGUCCAACGGGAACGGAAGCGCCGCCAUAGCCCUGCGCCUCGCCAUCCCCCCCUCGGAGACGGAGACCCUGCCGUCCCCCCUGACCUUCCGCCGCUCCCAGAAAGCCCUCUCCUUCUCCAGCCAGGACCUGGCCCGUUACCUGUGCGAGGUCAUCAGGGACAUGGAGCACCCGGGGGAGCUGGGGGGCACCAUGACCACGCCGCGCCGCCCCUCCAGGAGGGAGCGCGGCCUGGCGGCGGUGCGCUCCCUCAGCUCCCUCAGCGCGUCUCAGGGUUCGGACGCCAGGCUUCAGGCGGCCCAGAGCUCUCGGCUGGACAGGUUCAAGACGCUCCGAGCCGUGGUGAGCGAUCUGAGAGGAGACUCCAAGGCCCCGGAGGGCCAGAAAGACAAACUGAAGGAGAGCAGAGGGCAGCUGAACUGCGAGAAGAGCGGGUGAGGCUGCACUCGGAGAAAGCAGAACUGAAGGUUGCAAAAAGAAAAAAAAAAGAAAAAAAAAAACACUGAUCAGAAGUCAGUGGUGGAAAUCCAAAGGGAGAUAAUUAAAUGUGAAAUAUUUUGAGACUGGGAGGUUGCCCAGGGUCUAUGUGAAGUCUGAUAUUAAUGUACUGUAUUGAUGAAACUUUGAACAUUUCUGUUCUUUGAUAUAAACGAUGUUUACCAAUGAAUGAUCAGAUGUGAUGUAUUGUUUACUCGGCAUUGCACUGUACAGUAUACAGAAAUACAGAAAGCCCCAUUUUCGGAAGCGCCCUGUGUCAAAACUGCUCAUGUCAUAAAGCUCAUAAGAGUAAUGUCUGCUAGUAAGACGGCAAAUGAGCUUAGUGUGAGAUAACUGGAUUCUUUUUUUUCUUUUUUUUUUUUUUUGCUGUUAAUGACUCAUGAAAUCAUUUCUGUGACAAGAUGAAUUUCGUUUCAUUUGUAUUAUCUAUUUCCUUUUAAAUAAAUGAAUAUCUUUGAUAAUAUUUCAAACUUG